CAUGCCACCCUCCGAAAAAGUACUUAUAACGCGUCCUGACACCGGAGAUGGGCAUCAGUCGUGACUUGUUGGUGAGAAACGGAGCUAAAGACCUCUACUCUCCUUUCAAAAAUCAACAGAAUCUGUCGGAGGGUCAGUAUCUCUGCUGGAUCGUCUUGAGCAGGCAAAGAAAUCAUUUUCAGAGCCCAUUGAUGUUCCCAUUGAGGAUUCAGAGGAUGUAUUAAUACUGUGGCUAACAAAGCUUAUAACAACAAAGGCAUUAGAAUUGAGUCCACAGGAGUCUGAAGCAGCAUGGAAGACACUUGAAGUUAUAUUGAGUUCAUCUCAUUUAGAGGCACUUGUCCAAAAAGGAUGGGUAUGUUUGUUGGAUUCAUGUUUUAUGGAGACUCUUGCAAGUCAUGUUGCAAAUGCAGACAGCAGUGUUCAGACUUAUGCAGUAAGGAUAACUUACAUUCUUCUGCAGAACCCCCGACUUUCACCAAUGGUAACACACCGUCCAGUACAUUGCUUGAUUUUACUUGAAGGUGUGAUCAAAUGGAUAAUGAAUGACCAUAGACAAGAUAAAAAUGUAAGUUUAGCAUUAAUGCUUACAAAAGAAAUUGGUUCUUUCAUGAAAAGCGAUAAUGACAGGAAGGCUAGUAUUUCUUCAGUUAUGGACCAUGUGUUUCUACCUUAUGUAAGGCUAUGUUCUACUUCUAACACUGAAGACUGUGAAAAUAUGAAAAAAUUAUUAUUUGAACUAAAACAGCUGCUGUCUUUUGGUCUAUUUAAUGAAACAUCAAAAGAGAUGUACAUGGACAUUUUGUCAGUAUUGUUUUCUGAAGAAACUAAAGUUACAUUACCUGCAGAUGGGAGUCAGAUUUUCUCGUCUCUUAUAAUGUUCAUUAACAGUGAACCUGUGGAACUAUGUAAACAUCUGUUAUAUGAGUUUCUAACAUCUUUUGCAGUAGCCUACAAGAACUGCAAGGAUAUGAAUCACAGAAUGACAAUUGUACUUUGUUUCAUUAUUGGUGUGUCUGUGAAGGGCUCUAAUAUAUUAGCCAUUAAUAAGAAUAAUCUAGCAUGUCAACAAAUUACAGCACAGCAGUGUAGCUAUCAAAAACAAGAGGCUCUGUUGCUAUCAGUGUUGGUUGCUGUGAAAGAUCUUCACUUCAACCAUGAUGUUACAUUAAAGAGCAUUGGUCCCAAAAGGUGGAUGAAUAACCUAGCUGACUUACUUAUAAAACAUAUGCUUAGGACAGCAUCAGGAGUCCAGUGUUUGCAGACAUUAUUGCAAAUCAGUCCCAAGGAUGUGGUCGACUUGAUACUGAAUAAUUUUUCUCCGAUUGUUAAAUGUGUAAGUAACGCAGUAAACCCUGAUGAUUAUGAUACUUCUAAGGAUCUUGCUUCCGCCACUGAUGAUUUGCUCUGUGAGGUGCUGCAAGUGUAUAGUCAACUUCAGGAAGCUCCCAGUAUGCUUGUAAACAUCCUCCACUCUCUUUUGAAGAUGCCAAAAGGAAUAGGAAAACGCACCAUCAUACCUGAAUCCCUUUACAUCUACGAUGGAACACUACUGCUUCCUCCCAGGUUCAUGUCCCAGCUAAUGAAAGUAUUCAGUAAUCUAGUGCAUACAAAUGUUAUAGCAACAUGGAACGUUUUUCUCACUCUUAUGACAGAAAAAUUUACAACACUGUUGGAAGAAUCAGCACAAUAUAGGAACUUUAAAUUAGUUACUGUGGCAGUGUGGCUCUUGUCAUGUCUCUUAAGGGCCUUUCCCAUCAUGGAAAUAGUGUCUGUAGCAGGAGUCUGUGAGAAUGUUGCCCAACUUAUGAUUCAGACAGCCCGAGAUGGAAUUCAGCGUUUAGUUUCUAUCAUGCUCACUCUGCCUCAUAAUAAUGAUCUAUGUGGUAGUUUGCUGAUUUUGUGCCAUACUUGGGGAGAGUUACAUAUUGGCUUGUGCCAGUUAGAUAAGUAUGUGGAAUACCCAGAUGUAUCACCAGUACAAAUGCCAGAGCCCAGCCAACAAUCAGCUGACUUUUCCUAUGUUCUGCCUUUCAUUUCAUCAGAUAUAUGGGCUCAGAUAUCAGCACGAGUAGUUAAUUUUGGAAACCAGCCAACACAACUAGCUAUGGGAGCGCAAGCAGUCCGGGAAGCCACCUUAGCCACCCUGAAGAUAUGGGUUGGCGGUUUUGGGCGCAACUCCGCCAAGGGCCAACCUUACAUCCUGGCCCAGGACAUGGCCACCCUUAUCUUCCCAGGGAUGAAGAAGGGAUCUGUGGUGGAUCCGGAAUUGGCCGCUCCUCUGAUCGCCAGGAUCCAAGAGGCAAAUGCAGCUCUUACGGAGGAAGGCAUCGGUAAGAAUGGUAGCAAGGCAGGUUUACUAGGGGGUCAAGGGUUUUCCUUGAGUCCAUCUUUGUCUUCUUCUCCUACUACUACUUCCUUCCAGGGGUUCGCCGAUAGACCGCAGUUGGUUAGACCGAAGUCCUUGUUGGCAAUCUCUAAAAUUAAAAGUAAGAAAGACUUCAAGUCGAAGCAGAAGUCCCUGCCGAAGAGGUCAGGAACCAAGCUUGCCACUACGCCACCGGCUCAUAAUCCCGGGGCAGUCAAGCCAAAAGUCACUCUCCCACCAAAGGGAUCGAGGACCAAGGUUCCCAAGGAGAAGGCUCAGCCUUCCUCCUUUGACCCUGAUACUUUCUCAGACAAUAUCAUGCAGCGGAUGGGCAACAUGGUUGGGGACUUGGUCCAAACCAAGUUCCAGGAAAUGUUGACCCAGCUGUCAACUACGCUGGAAGCUUCGGGACAAACUAUCCAAUCCUUGUCGGAAGGAUAG
Molecule: messenger RNA, 2809 nt
Organism: Macrobrachium nipponense
Lineage: Eukaryota; Metazoa; Arthropoda; Malacostraca; Decapoda; Palaemonidae
Exons: 9
Coding region: 380-2809 (809 amino acids)
Source: RefSeq, a predicted model, not a curated record